Nothoprocta perdicaria is the source of this 2010-nucleotide messenger RNA. RefSeq names its product scavenger receptor class F member 1 (gene SCARF1). Gene Ontology annotation, molecular function: scavenger receptor activity. The transcript has 12 exons. Bases 1 to 2010 code for a protein of 669 amino acids. The record is from RefSeq and is a predicted model, not a curated record. NCBI's taxonomy places the organism in Eukaryota, Metazoa, Chordata, Aves, Tinamiformes, Tinamidae.
AUGGCGCGCGCCCGGCCCAUCCUCUGCCUCCAGCUGUGGCUGUGGGUGCAGGGCUCGGCGCAGGAGCUGGACCCGGACGGCAGGAACGUGUGCAGCGUCCCUGCGGGCCUGGAGUGCUGUCCCGGCUGGAAGCAGCAAGGGCGGGAGUGCACGGAGGCGCUCUGCGAGGGAGCCGAGUCGUGCGGCAAGGACGAGGUGUGCGUGCGGCCUGGGCUCUGCCUCUGCAAGCCGGGCUUCUUCGGGGCCGACUGCAGCUCCCGCUGCCCCGAGCAGUACUGGGGCCCCGACUGCAAGCGCCGCUGCCCCUGCCACCCCGGCGGCACCUGCGAGGCGGCGAGCGGCCGCUGCACCUGCCUGCCGGGCCGCUGGGGCGCCCGCUGCGAGUCGACGUGCGCGUGCGGCGCCCACGGGCGCUGCGAGGCGCUGAGCGGCGCCUGCCGCUGCGAGGCCGGCUGGUGGGGCCCGGCGUGCGACAGGCAGUGCCAGUGCAACCCGGGCGGCUCCCGCUGCGACCCGCACAGCGGCCACUGCCGCUGCCUGCCCGGCUGGUGGGGCCGCCGCUGCAGCUUCAAGUGCUCGUGCAACGCGUCGCCCUGCGCCCAGGAGACGGGCAAGUGCGAGUGCCGGGCCGGCUGGUGGGGCCCCGCGUGCCAGCGGCGCUGCGACUGCCUGCACGGCGCCUGCAGCCCCCUCAGCGGCCACUGCAGCUGCAGCCCCGGCUACCAGGGCCGGAGCUGCCGUGAGCCCUGCCCGCCCGGGAAGUAUGGCCCGCAGUGUGUGCACAGCUGCGGGCGCUGCGCGGGAGCGCAGCCCUGCGCGGCCACGGACGGCGCCUGCACCGGCUGCGAGCCCGGCUGGAACGGGACGCGGUGCCAGGAGCGCUGUGCCGCGGGCACUCACGGUGCCGGCUGCCGGCAGAGCUGCCCACGCUGCCGCGACGGUGGCGCCUGCGACGCCGAGAGUGGCACCUGCGCCGCCUGCGAGCCCGGCUGGGCGGGAGCCAGCUGCAACAGCUCCUGCCCGCGGGGCACGUUCGGCGCCGGGUGCCAGCAGCCGUGCGCGGACUGCGUGGCCGGCAGCUGCCACCCCGUGUCGGGAGCCUGUGUCUGCUGGGCCGGCUACUGGGGAGGCAGCUGCAACGAGACGUGCCCCGAGGGGUAUUUCGGUGUGAACUGCUCCUCCGCCUGCCGCUGCUCCCGCGGGACCUGCCACCCCGCGCAGGGCCACUGCGUUUGGAGCGCUAAGGACCACGCGGCCGUGGCCGCCGCCGUCCUCGUCCCGCUGCUGCUGCUGCUGCUCUGCGGCGCCUGCUGCUGCUGCGGCGCCGGCCACGCCGACGCCCGGGACAGGGCGGCCGCGGCGGACGACGGCGUCGUGUCCCGCAUGAAGCACCACGUGCGGCGGGUGCUGGCCAACCUCAGCGCCUUGAUGCCCUGCGUCGCCCUGGGCGGCUCCAAGCUGCCCAAGGUCACAGUUUCCCACCACGAUGCAGAGAUCCCCUUCAACCCCAGCUUCAUCGAGCCGCCGUCCGCCGCCUGGGUCUCGGACAGCUCCUUCUCCUCCUUCGACACGGACAACGAGGGCCCUGAGUACUCGGUGCCGCCCCGGGAAGGUGUCCCCGUGCUGGCGGGGGCCGAGCUGCAGGACGGGGCACCCGCGUCCACCGAGGCGCUGCCGGACCCGUCGGCCUUCAGCUCCGAGGACGUGUCGCAGCCGUUCGCCAUCCCGCGCACCUCCAGCCUCGCCAAGGCCAAGCGCCCCUCCGUGUCCUUCGCCGAAGGCACCAAAUUCGGCCCCCAGGGCCGGGGCUCCGCGGCUGAGGCCCCGCCGGACAGUCCCUCCGGCGGCGGCACCGACAGCCCCGAGCCCACGUGCCUGGGCGAGGAGGCCGAGGUGAUUCUGCCCUCCAGCUGCGGCCACGGGGACGCCGGGAGCUGCGCGCGCCGGCACAUGCGGUGCCGCGUCUUCGCCCCGAUCCCACACCGAUGUCAUCCCGGAAUCGCCGCCUGA